Molecule: messenger RNA, 2139 nt
Organism: Penicillium malachiteum
Lineage: Eukaryota; Fungi; Ascomycota; Eurotiomycetes; Eurotiales; Aspergillaceae
Product: transcription factor domain-containing protein
Exons: 7
Coding region: 1-2139 (712 amino acids)
Biological process (GO): DNA-templated transcription; positive regulation of transcription from RNA polymerase II promoter by galactose
Cellular component (GO): nucleus
Molecular function (GO): RNA polymerase II cis-regulatory region sequence-specific DNA binding; zinc ion binding; DNA-binding transcription factor activity, RNA polymerase II-specific
Source: RefSeq, a predicted model, not a curated record
AUGGAAAAUACUGAACCGGAAGCUAUGAAAAGUCAUGAAUCUGGGCGACAACCAAAGCGCCGGAAGAUUGCCGUUGCAUGCGAUGAUUGUCGGAUGAAAAAGGUGCGCUGUGAUGGCGUUCAACCUGUCUGUGGACCAUGUAGUAAGAGGUCGAGCCCGACCUGCGUCUACACUGGUGACCUAGAAAAGAAACGCGCCACUCAGUCAUACAUAUCUCGCCUGGAGGGUCGAAUCAAAGAGCUUGAGAGCCCGGAUCGGGCUGAAAGGAGUGUGGUUUUAGAUCUGCAAUCGACUUCAAACGUUCCUUCUUUUACAUCUGGUGGUGAGCAUUCGGCGACGUCUGCUGAUAUCCCUCGAAAGGCCCAAUGCCUCACUCCGUUAGCUCCGCCCAGGAAUGGAAGGGAUGGCGUCAAUGCGAUGAUGGGGGCUGUGGAAGAAGGACGAACUAGCCAAGGCUUCUUUGGAAGUUCUAGUGCCGCUGGAUUCAUGCGUCAAAUAAAAACUGCGAUAGACAAGAGGAUAUCUUCGCCAGACAUGCAGCGCUCAGCUCCAGACUCAGCUCUCCGCUCAAACCUACUAUCCACAUCUGAUGACCGCGUCCCUGCAGAAACAGUACACCACCAAGAUUAUAUUUUGCCACCGAGAAGAACUGCCGACCGGUUGAUGAAUGUAUACUGGGAUUAUGUCUUUCCGCUGUAUCCCUUUGUCGACAGUGCUUCUAUGAGAUCUGAAUACCAGAAGGUGUGGGAUGGAGAGACUCUGCAAGUCGAUGAGCAUAUGGUGAUGUGCACAUUCAACGUGAUUUUUGCUCUGGCUAGUCAACUAUCUGAUUUCAUCCCACCUGAAGAGCGAGAGACAUCUGCGAAUGUUUUCUUCUCUCGAGCGAAGGACUUGUUCCAAUUUAAUUUAUGGGACACAGGCUCGGCUGGCUUGAUACAAUGUUUGCUCCUCAUGGCACAGUAUUUACAAAGCACCGACUCAGCACAUCAGUGCUGGAUCGUGACAGGCUUAGCCAUUCGGAAUGCUCAAAGUCUGGGUUUACAUCUACCUCAGACAACCAAUAACCUCGGAAGCUUUCACAAGCAGCAAAUCGCACGGAAACUGUGGCAUGGUUGUGUUUUGAUGGAUAGGGUGAUUUCCAUGACAUUUGGCAGACCUGCAAUGAUUUCACGAUAUUCAAGUGGUGCAGUGCCACUGCCUGAGGCUGUUGAUGACGAAAUAUUACAAGCUGGCAUCGCCUCAGAGCCUACACAACCCCCUGAAAAACCAUCUGUGAUGGCAUUCUAUGCAAAGUCUUUGGAGCUAUAUGAAAUUAUGAACGACGUACUAUUGAGCCUUUACAAAUCUACACCCGACGAAAGUAUGGAGGAUAUGCACGAUUUCUACUUUAACAGUGGUACUAAUGAAGGCGAUCGCACAAUAUUUGAGCUCGAUCGAUCUCUGUCUCGUUGGACGCGAAAUCUUCCCGCCCAUCUUCAGCAAUGGCCCAAUGUCAAUUCUGAAAAUUCAAUUUUUAUGCGACAAAGUAUUGUUUUAAGGGCACGUUUUCUUCACGUGCGCAUACUGUUAUUUAGGCCCAUUUUGUCCAAAUAUUGCGCAUCGCGCGAGAACAGCAUCAACUUUUCAUUUAUACAAGAGUCCUUCCCUCACCGGGUUGCUUUACAAUGCUCCAUACUAUGUGUGCGAGCUGCGCAGGAAUCCAUUGGCUUAAUUCACAGGAAUAUCCCAAAAGAUGAGACUGGUGGUCCACUUCCUGCAUGGUGGUAUAACAUCUUAUACGUCUAUACCUCCGCAACCGUUCUGAUUGCGGGUCAGUUGUGCUCAGAGAUCAAGAAUGAGAUUACAAACGAUGCGAUUUCUUAUUCCUUGAACAGCGCUUUGGAGAUACUGCGGAAGUAUCAAGGCUAUAGCAAGUCAGCUAGGCGCUGUGUGGCUGCCCUUGAAAUCCUUUAUGAACAGGUGGUAUCUUCACACCAGUCCCCUAUGGAUGAUGUUUUUGACCAUGAACUUGCUACUAAUACGAUGCUGCACAACAUGCAAUUUGGAGGCGAUAUGAGCACAGCUUCAUUGGAAGGGUUUGAGAUGCCAGACUUUCAGGACAUGUCUUGGUUAAACAGUGUGCCUAAUAACCUACUAUAG